AUGAGUUCCUCCGACUCUCCCGGUGGUUCCCCGGAAAAUCCAGCGACUUUCCCUGCGACAGAUUCUGAUGAUGAAGAAGAAGUCCCUGCAUUUAAUUUUGCCUCUGGUUCUGGUGAAAAUCCGGCGAUCAUCCCUGAGACAGUUUCUGGUGAUGAUACAGUAGCCCGUUUAAUCGAGAAUUGGGGUUGGCUCAUCUCUGAGACAGAUUCUGAUGAUGAUGAAGUAGAUGGUUUGAAGAUGCUUUGCGAUGCAGCGGAGAUGAUUAGGAAACAAGACGAGGCGCGAGCGCGUGAAGAGGAGGAAUGGUUGACGCGGUUGAAGGCAGAGUCCGCCGAGAGGCAAAGGGAAUACACGAAGAGCGUUGCGAAGACUUUUGCUUUUAAGUUGCAUUCUGAGCAAAAUCCCAAGAUUGUUCAAAAGCAAGGAGAAGAAGAUGAAGAAGACGAAGAAGAAAAGGGACAGGGCAAAAGUCGAUUCAAGGAAGCUAAGAAAGCGAUCGCGAGGAGGAGGAGAGAUUCGGUGUCGGGUGCUACUACACCGAGCUGUGGAAUCGACUUGAAUCUGACGGCACACAGGACUUCUCCGACGCUAAUGGAGCUGAGCAUGCGAGUUCUUGCUAAGAACUCCGAUGCAAUCAAGUCUCUGAACCUCGUCCCUGAUCACCUGAAGAGCAAACUCUCGAACAUGGUUGGUGAUUUAGGCCAAGUCAACACACGCUUUAUGCAGCUUCUGAUACAGGAUUCUCCGUCUGAGAUUUCCGUGAGGAACUGUGUAGAUCUAGAGGAGAAAGACUUGGCUCAAAUCCUCUGCGACUGUGAUAGAGUUAGCUUGCAGGAGUUAAAUCUUAAUCUCUGUGGACGAUGUGUGAAUGAAAUCUCCAUAACCGAGUUCUUGAAACGCUCGCCAAACGGGUUUCCAUCAUUGACUACGCUAUCUCUUCAAGGAGCGUUCUCUUUAACAGACAAUGGACUAGCCUUGAUCUCGAGAGCCGCUCCUCUGCUUCGUGUUGUAAACCUCUCGUACUGCUCUUAUCUCACUUUCCACGCCGUGAGGAUUCUUGCUGAUCACUUUGGACCAACUCUUAGAGGGCUUAACAUUGGAGGAUGCCUAGGGAUCAAACCAUCUGAGGUCUUCGAGAGCAGCUUAAUUAAGUUCGAGAAACUGAGCUCUCUCUCGGUUGCAGGACUCGAAGGCAUUCAUGAUGUUGUUGUCCGCUUCUUCACUUCCCGUGGCUCCAACCUCACUGAUCUUUCUUUGGCUUCUUGCGACAACUUGAAUGAUGGAACUAUGUGGACUGUUGGGAGGUGUUGUCCAAAUCUAGAAGCUCUUGACAUCUCAGAAUUGGAUCAUUUGACUGAUGCGUCGUUAAAAGAGAUUGCCGAUGGUUGCAGAUACUUGAACUCGGUCAACUUCACGAAAACCCGAUUCAGUGAUGACGCUGUUGCCGCAUUUCUUGAAGUCUGUGGUGGCUCUCUAAACCAACUCUGCCUAAACAAUGUCCGAGAUGUCGGUCAAGAAACUGCCAUUUCGCUUGCCAAAAACUGUCAGAGUUUGCGUUAUUUGGACCUCUCGUGGUGUCGAAAACUCACGGAAGAAGAACUACGACGGAUCUUGAGUUGGUGCUCGUUACUUAGAUCGCUGAGGUUAUUUGGAUGGACGCAGGUGAGGGACGAAUUCCUUAGAGAACUUUCAAGAUCACAAGUUCACAUCGUUGGAUUGAAAUUGACUUCAAUUUUCGCUCAUCUCGAUGACUCUUACUCAAGUGUAGAUGCCAAGUUCUUCUGA
Molecule: messenger RNA, 1785 nt
Organism: Thlaspi arvense
Lineage: Eukaryota; Viridiplantae; Streptophyta; Magnoliopsida; Brassicales; Brassicaceae
Source: the annotation of a GenBank genome assembly